Molecule: messenger RNA, 2569 nt
Organism: Bolinopsis microptera
Lineage: Eukaryota; Metazoa; Ctenophora; Tentaculata; Lobata; Bolinopsidae
Exons: 13
Coding region: 66-1751 (561 amino acids)
Molecular function (GO): protein binding
Source: RefSeq, a predicted model, not a curated record
AUUUUUUUAGUCCAUGGAGUAAAAACUAAGACCGUCAAAAUAUGUAAGUGUCAGAAGGAAGUACUAUGGAGGUUGGAGAGGGAACGAUAUUAUCCCUGGAUUCCUCUGGACAACAGGAUAUAGACGAUUACUUUGUAUUUAACAGUGACUUUGUCGCACAAGCUCCUAACCAGAUUACUUGUUUACAAGAAGAUAAGGUCCAGCUUAUCAAAAAAGUGAAUGAUGACUGGUGGUUGAUACGAACAACACUAGGAGCUCAGGGACAGGUUCCAGCCAAACAACUGGACUUCUACUUUGAACCGGCUGAACCAGAAAAGCAGCCUGGUCCUUCUAAUGGCGCAUUCAAGAGAACUGCAUCGAAGAUUUUCCAGCGGACCAAUUCCGUCAGAGGUAUCAAAGUGUCCACAUCGGCAAUCAAGAACUCCACUAACAAGCUGAAAGGUCAGUUUACCCCCAAAAGGAAGACCACAAAAAUUGGAGCAGAUUCUCCCUCUAACAUUCCACCUGAGACGGAAAAAUCUCGGGGCUGGGGCUUCGUUAAGAACAAGAUUCUUGGUGACAGUAAGAAGAAAGGGGUUACGAAAAAUACCGAACAAGAAAGUAAUCAGAACGAAGAGAAAACGACCGCCCAGCCAGCAGUCCCAGACGUUAAAGUAGUCAACAGCACACCCAACAAACCUCCCCGCAGAAACAAACUACUUUCUGCAGACAGUCACACCACCCAGGGUAGUCAUGUGACUGUAGCUAGUCAGGGGACUACUGGAAGCAGGGGGACUGCUAUCUCUGUCAUGAGACUGACUACGGAAGGGAACAAAGAAGAAUCGCCCGAGUCAGAAUCUACCCCCAAAAUCACCCCACGAAGUGGCGAUCUCAGUUUGAAUGAAAGCUGUGUAUGGGACAGCUUUGCCGAAAUGCAGGAAUAUCACAACGUUCAGCCAGUUGAUAAUCAAAAAGAAAACAUGGCCAGUCCGAUAGAUGAAGACGGGGACGACGUUGCCAUGGUUGUUCAAGCAGAGAUGGAGAGGCAGUCAAUAGAGCGGCAAUCGAGCACAGAUACGUCUAACUUGGAGAGUGGGAGUGAAGUUGCUAUAGACACUCUACCAGACCCCCCAGCUCCGGGAACUUUCUCCCCUGCCCGUGUCUUAGUCUCCUCUUCCUCCCCCUUCGUCCCUCAUACCUCCUCCUACGGGCUAGCUGCUCUUUCUCCUACUCACGCAGGAAGCACAUUGACUGUAGUACAAGACCUGACUCCCAACUGUAGCACUGAAGAUCUUCUAGCAAUUCCGACCUCAGAAUCUGAGCCACAGAGCAUGCUGACCGAGAAUGAGCUACAAGACAUCCUCUCCCCCAAACACCACAACAUACCACCACCCUCCUCCUCGACACCACAACGUCAGAAGACAGCAGCUAGAUCCCUACAGUACGAGGAGGAGGGGGAGGAUCUUAGGGGGGUACCUGACCCUCCUACAACUCAGAUAACACCCACUAAGAGACACAAGCCAUGUAAGCGUGCCCCUAGUACCAUGAGUAAUAUGAGCAUACUGAGUGAUAUGAGCAGCGCCCCGAGCGAGGCACCUUCUUUUAGUGGCACUAAGAGUGGGAUCCAUUACUUCUCCCCACCACCCGAAAGAAAAGACGCUGGUAGUGAAUCUGAUGCUGGUAGUGUUCUCGACACGCCCCGUAUCCAACGUAUCAUUAAAAGUGAUCCGGUAUACACACAAAUCGUGGACGAUUCUGCUGGAAAGCCCUGAAGUUUCCGAACAAGAGGAUGUUUUUAUCAGUACAUGAGUCUUAUGAUAUGGAGAGAGAAAAGAAGAGAAGAUAAGGGGUCAGAAUGAUGAUAAGGUUCCGAGCAAUGUAGAGGAUUCCGCCGACCAGCCAACCUCACAAGGAUCAGAUCCUAAAUGGGAUGAGUAUGCUAGGAAGGUUCGGGAAAAGAAGAAGAAGGAUGAUGAAGAACGAUUUAAAAAGGAGAAAAAGGACGACGAAGAGCGACUUAAAAGGGAUGAAGAAAAGAUCAAGAAAAAACAAGGAAGAAGCUGGUUCAUGAAGAACAGAAAAGAUCCCAAAGAUAAGACUGACAAUAAUUUCGUGAAGAGAAAAGAGUCGGAACAAGCAUUUGACACCACUGCAAGUUCUACUAACACCCUUACUAACACCCCAACUAACACCCUUACUAACACCUCGAGUAACAAUCUCACAGACACUCCCUCCAGCCACAUUAUAUCCGAGACUAAACCCCCACCAGUCACCCACUCAGAGCAACCAAUCAGCAACAAGCUGUCUGAUGACGUCACAGAGCAAGCACCAUCUUCCAACAAACCAGCUCGUCCUCCACUCCCUCGGAAGAAAAAACUACAACGACAGAACACUCUAAAUGAAGACUCCCGGCCUGAUCAACCCGUGAGCACAGAGCCAGUUUCCUCAGACAUCAGUGUUCCAACCUCUGGGUCGUCGGAGUACGCGACCGCGUGUACCUCGCUUAGUGAAUCAGGGACUCAGGGCUAUACUAGUGAUACUUUGAGGGAUGUUCUGUCUUUACCAGUUGUUGAUGAGAUAUCAGAAGCAG